AUGCAAUUCUACUCAAUCACGAACAACACCUGGACCACGAGAGCGAGCAUGCCACGAGGCCUCAACCACGCCAAUGCAGCCGUUGUGGACGGGAAGAUAUACGUCUUAGGUGGCCUGGCAGAGACGGACAACGAGACAACAAGGGUAUGGGGCGCAGUACCAGACUCAUGGAUGUACGACCCUCUUACAGACGCAUGGGAAACUAUUCCAGGAAUACCUACCGGCGAAGAAAGAGGAAGUGCCGCCGUCGGUACCUACCAGUCCAAGAUCUAUCUCGCUGCCGGUAUGUCGGAGCUUGAACUUGUGGAACAUGGCCGCCAGAACAGUGUCUCCGUUGUGUCCGUCUUCGAUACCAAGACCAGAACAUGGCUCGCCGUUCCAGAGGCUGCGAAGUAUAUCCCAGAAGCCCGAGAUCACGCUGGUGCUGCAGUUGUGGGCUCAAAGAUGUACGUCCUCGGUGGACGGGACAGCGGACAAGAAAAUCUUCGCGACACGGUCUUCAUCCUCGAUCUUUGUGAUCUGGAAGCCGGUUGGAAGACUAGCUCGACGCGCAUGCCUACGGCUAGGGGUGGUGUCGCGGCUGGUGUUAUCGGGAAGCACAUCUACGUCUUCGGCGGUGAGGGCAAUACGCUAUCGGAGACCGGAGUCUUUAAUCAGGUCGAGGUCUAUGAUACCGUGCGGGAUCGAUGGUCGAAGGCUGGAAAGAUGAAGCUUCCUAGGCAUGGCACGUAUGCUGUCGGCGUGGAAGGGAAGGUGUACAUACCUGGAGGCGGUGUAAGUCAAAGCGGCGCGCCAGUGUCUGCCUUCGACGUCUUCAUUCCUUAG
Alternaria novae-zelandiae is the source of this 825-nucleotide messenger RNA. RefSeq lists its product as uncharacterized. NCBI's taxonomy places the organism in Eukaryota, Fungi, Ascomycota, Dothideomycetes, Pleosporales, Pleosporaceae. The coding region runs from base 1 to 825 and encodes 274 amino acids. The record is from RefSeq and is a predicted model, not a curated record. The transcript has a single exon. Gene Ontology annotation, molecular function: protein binding.